This is a messenger RNA of Hipposideros armiger (great roundleaf bat), 3738 nucleotides long. RefSeq names its product cullin 1 (gene CUL1). Gene Ontology annotation, biological process: ubiquitin-dependent protein catabolic process. Bases 782 to 3289 code for a protein of 835 amino acids. Gene Ontology annotation, cellular component: cullin-RING ubiquitin ligase complex. NCBI's taxonomy places the organism in Eukaryota, Metazoa, Chordata, Mammalia, Chiroptera, Hipposideridae. Gene Ontology annotation, molecular function: ubiquitin protein ligase binding. The record is from RefSeq and is a predicted model, not a curated record. The transcript is spliced from 24 exons.
UAAAAACCGGUUCUAAGGAGCGAGAACGCGGCUCAGACAAGCGCAGGCUUUCAGGUGCUGACGGCGAAGGCCUCAGGUGUCCCGAGGCGCCCGAGCGGACUCCACGCCUCCCCGCCUGGUUUUCAGGGCCACUUGCCCAUCUGCGCCGCUCUCCUCAGCCAGCCGGGGAUCGUCGCUGGUAAUAGUCCCGGUCCGGGCGGGCACGUUGAUUGGGUGUCCUGGCAGCCGUGUUCCAAGUCGGUUCCGGGUGUGUGUGCGCGCAGGCGGACGGGGAGACCCUGUCCUUCAGCGGGCGGCGGGGCCCUUUCUCCGGGGGUCGGUGUCCCGGACCUAAGGCGGCGACCUCUCCUCGUGGGGUCGGAAGUGGCGGGAAGCCGGUCGUUAAGAGGCGGCCCACCGGCGAGGGAGGCUGUAAAACCCGGAGGAGGAUCCGGUACGCCCGGCCCGGGACGGCGCGGGGUUCCGGACAAGAGACUCCCCCGGCUUUCAGCUCCAGGCGGGGCGGCCCCGGCGGCGGAGGGACGCAGCCAGACCUUGGCGGGACGGGGAUUUAACCGGGGCCCGGGCCCAGCGACCAGGUGGCGACGUCGCCGGAGCCAUUUCGGCACCAGGGAAAUGCGGGUUUGCCUGCAACGAGAUUUCAUUCUCUCCAGUGAAGGGACAUCCUUCUGAGCUGCUGUGAAUAAACUUGGAAUGAUACUGUACAUUUUCAUCUAAUGGAGAAUUAGCUGUACCUUGAGUCAGGAUUGCUGCACUGGACAACCUCAGAAUACUGCUCACAAUGUCAUCAAACAGGAGUCAGAACCCCCAUGGGCUGAAGCAGAUUGGCCUUGACCAGAUCUGGGACGACCUCAGAGCUGGGAUCCAACAGGUGUACACCCGACAGAGCAUGGCCAAGUCCAGAUACAUGGAACUCUACACUCACGUUUAUAACUACUGCACGAGUGUUCACCAGUCGAACCAAGCACGAGGCGCUGGCGUCCCUCCUUCUAAAUCGAAAAAGGGGCAGACUCCCGGGGGAGCUCAAUUUGUUGGCUUGGAAUUAUACAAAAGGCUUAAAGAAUUUUUGAAGAAUUACUUGACAAAUCUCCUUAAGGUUCCCAUGUGGCUUGUUGGAUUGCUGUGGACCGUACAUUUAGGGAGCUGUUCUGCAGUGAGGACACAGGCUGAGAGGCUCCCGGGCACCCAGGCCCGCGCUUCCCAGAGUGCUCCCUCCUUCCAGCCUCGCCCUUCACCCUUCCUGCUUUCCUGCUGCAGCUAUUUCAAUGACACUGAUGGAGAAGACUUAAUGGAUGAGAGUGUACUGAAGUUCUACACUCAGCAGUGGGAAGAUUACCGAUUUUCCAGCAAAGUGCUGAAUGGAAUAUGUGCCUACCUCAAUAGACAUUGGGUUCGCCGUGAAUGUGAUGAGGGACGCAAAGGAAUCUACGAAAUCUACUCUCUGGCGUUGGUGACUUGGAGAGAUUGUCUGUUCAGGCCGUUGAAUAAACAGGUAACAAAUGCUGUUUUAAAACUGAUUGAAAAGGAAAGAAAUGGUGAAACCAUCAAUACAAGAUUGAUUAGUGGAGUUGUACAGUCUUACGUGGAAUUGGGGCUGAAUGAAGACGAUGCGUUUGCUAAGGGCCCAACGUUAACAGUGUACAAAGAAUCUUUUGAGUCUCAAUUUUUGGCUGACACAGAGAGAUUUUAUACCAGAGAGAGCACUGAAUUCUUGCAGCAGAACCCAGUUACUGAAUAUAUGAAAAAGGCAGAGGCCCGUCUGCUCGAGGAACAGCGGAGAGUGCAGGUCUAUCUUCACGAAAGCACCCAGGACGAGCUAGCAAGGAAGUGUGAGCAGGUGCUCAUUGAGAAGCAUUUGGAAAUCUUCCACACAGAGUUUCAGAACUUACUGGAUGCUGAUAAAAAUGAAGAUUUGGGUCGCAUGUAUAAUCUUGUAUCUAGAAUCCAGGAUGGCCUAGGAGAAUUGAAAAAACUGCUGGAGACGCACAUUCAUAAUCAGGGUCUUGCAGCAAUCGAAAAGUGUGGAGAAGCAGCUUUAAAUGACCCCAAAAUGUAUGUACAGACAGUGUUGGAUGUUCAUAAAAAGUACAACGCCCUGGUCAUGUCCGCGUUCAACAACGACGCUGGCUUCGUGGCUGCGCUGGACAAGGCUUGUGGGCGCUUCAUAAACAACAACGCAGUCACCAAAAUGGCUCAGUCGUCCAGCAAGUCCCCUGAGUUGCUGGCUCGAUACUGCGACUCCUUGUUGAAGAAGAGUUCCAAGAACCCUGAAGAAGCAGAACUAGAAGAUACGCUCAAUCAAGUGAUGGUGGUCUUCAAGUACAUAGAGGACAAAGACGUGUUCCAGAAGUUCUAUGCGAAGAUGCUGGCCAAGAGGCUGGUCCAUCAGAACAGCGCAAGUGAUGACGCCGAGGCAAGCAUGAUCUCUAAAUUAAAGCAAGCCUGUGGCUUUGAGUAUACCUCGAAGCUUCAGCGGAUGUUUCAAGACAUCGGUGUGAGCAAAGAUUUGAACGAGCAGUUCAAAAAGCACCUGACGAAUUCGGAACCCCUAGACUUGGACUUCAGCAUUCAAGUUCUGAGUUCCGGAUCGUGGCCCUUCCAGCAGUCUUGCACGUUUGCCUUGCCAUCGGAGUUGGAACGUAGCUAUCAGCGAUUCACAGCUUUUUACGCCAGCCGUCACAGUGGCAGGAAAUUGACAUGGUUGUAUCAGCUGUCUAAAGGAGAACUGGUGACAAACUGCUUCAAAAACAGAUACACUUUGCAGGCCUCCACGUUCCAGAUGGCGAUUCUGCUUCAGUACAACACAGAAGAUGCCUAUGCCGUGCAGCAGCUGACGGAUAGCACGCAGAUUAAAAUGGACAUUUUGGCACAAGUUCUACAGAUUUUAUUGAAGUCGAAGUUAUUGGUCUUGGAAGACGAAAAUGCAAAUGUUGAUGAGGUGGAAUUGAAGCCAGAUACCUUAAUAAAAUUAUAUCUUGGUUAUAAAAAUAAGAAAUUAAGGGUUAACAUCAAUGUGCCGAUGAAAACUGAGCAGAAGCAGGAACAGGAAACCACACAUAAAAAUAUUGAGGAAGACCGCAAACUACUGAUUCAGGCGGCCAUUGUGAGAAUUAUGAAGAUGAGGAAGGUUUUGAAACACCAGCAGCUCCUUGGAGAAGUUCUCACGCAGCUGUCCUCACGGUUCAAGCCUCGGGUCCCAGUAAUUAAGAAAUGCAUUGACAUUCUGAUCGAGAAAGAAUAUUUGGAACGAGUUGAUGGUGAAAAGGACACCUACAGUUACUUGGCUUAACCCUUCUAGAAGGGUCUGACUGCGACCCGCAGCAAACUAGUUCCUGGUGGAAAGGAUGAAAACUCGAGUUCAUAGCAGCCAGCCUGCCGCCAUUUGGACCUCCCUGUUUAAAACUGAGACCAAGAGUCCCACCACCGGUCUCAGGUGGAAAUCAGAACUGCUCAGGAUGACACAUGUCAAGUCUGUAAAUAUGGACACCGCCGCCAUUUAACCUAAUUUAAGGACAGAGGGGACGCGACCCUUCCAUGCUGAGGGCUGCAUGCUACUGCAUUUAGACCCACACAAGGCCACGGGAUGGAUGAACAGCGGCCGCCCAGGUAGCACCGACCAUGUCGGCAGCACUUGGAGAGCGAGUCUGAGUGGACCCAUGUGUAAUCUGCUAUGAAAACCCAUUUGUAUAGUGUGUUUCAUUUUUUAAUGUGUGAAAAUAAAGAAACUUAAAGGAUUUA